GGCUGGUCAACUGGCUGGUCGGCGGGCUGGGUGCACCCUUUCCAACCUUCAAGCGGCUGACCUGACAGCCCGGUCGACUCUCUGGUCAGUUCCACUCGAUGUCACCGUGACUCAGAAACUGGCCCGGUCCAUCGAGUCCCAGGCAGUUGUUGAGUAUGAUCGGCCGAAGACCGGUCGAAGGCCAAGCCCUGCUCCACUGCCUCUGCCACUUUUGCCGAUUCGAUCGAGACGGCGCCAUGUCUGAGCACGAUCCGCAUUGUUGGGGACGCAUCAGCAUGGCCUCUCACCAAUCUCGAUGGCAUCGGAACUCAAGUGAAGUCUCCAACGCCGGAACAACGAUAUCCUCGCACCCACGAUAAAGCCUGCCCCUGAACCGAUCCAGAAUCUCCAUUGCCGCCGUGAGCGCUCACCUAACCAACAUGCGCAACAUCCCUAAAACCAUCCAUCUUCGAAUACCGUCUCCAAUUCACCCAUGUCCCUGCACCAGUCUACCCCUGGUCACAAAUGCACAAAACAAGCUGGCGGGAACGGCAGCUUGACCUACGAGGAGACCAUCGAGGAAUACAGCAUCGAAAAAUCACUCCAAGUCAACUUCGUGAGGGCAGUCGACCUGAUCCGCACAUCAACCGCUCCCACCAUGCUCGAUACUAUAGAUCUUCAAACUGUAUACAAUACCAUUGUGAACAGUGAGCUGAUCCCAGGACUCACUCCGCCAAGUGCCUCGCCUAUUACAUCUCAGAUACCGCUGCCCUCGAAUGGAUCUGCUGUCAAUCUGAGCAUCGUCACAACCACCUCUUGUCUGUCCUCUGCUGUCGACCGAGGAAGCCACGGCACAAACCUCCACUCACUGUCGUUCCAAGACGAGACUCCACGCGAUCAUGAUCGCCGAUGGUUUAUGAUCAGGCUCUCACGAUCGUUUUUCGGCUCGCUCUUGGUGAGGGCAACCGAGAAGUUGGCUGGGAUGGCGAAGCAUUGCAAAGGUACAGUGUGGUGCUGUAAACUUUGCAACCUUGGGCGAAGAACUACAGCUCAUAGGAAGAAAUGGGACACCGAAGUCUUGAAUCAUUGUUGUUGUUGUUUUUGAGUGAUUUGUCAAAGGGAAACUAUUGAAUCGUCACCGCCGUUGUUGCCGCCAGCCAUCGGUGGCGACUUCGGCUUGGGAAGCACGGUAUUGAAUACAAGAUUGAUCUUCGUGAGCGACGAUCGACUUGCACAAUGUGCCAUCGAUGGGAGGUGCCCUUGGACCCACUGAUGAUGAAAGCCCCCCUGCG
Polychytrium aggregatum is the source of this 1271-nucleotide messenger RNA. RefSeq lists its product as uncharacterized. The coding region runs from base 473 to 1084 and encodes 203 amino acids. The record is from RefSeq and is a predicted model, not a curated record. The transcript has a single exon. Lineage: Eukaryota; Fungi; Chytridiomycota; Chytridiomycetes; Polychytriales.